This is a messenger RNA of Alexandromys fortis (reed vole), 3291 nucleotides long. RefSeq names its product C-C motif chemokine receptor 2 (gene Ccr2). The record is from RefSeq and is a predicted model, not a curated record. The transcript has 2 exons. The coding region runs from base 168 to 1289 and encodes 373 amino acids. NCBI's taxonomy places the organism in Eukaryota, Metazoa, Chordata, Mammalia, Rodentia, Cricetidae. Gene Ontology annotation, cellular component: external side of plasma membrane; membrane. Gene Ontology annotation, molecular function: chemokine (C-C motif) ligand 5 binding; C-C chemokine receptor activity. Gene Ontology annotation, biological process: blood vessel remodeling; positive regulation of cytosolic calcium ion concentration; inflammatory response.
UUCAAAUCUUUACCAUCACUUGCCCUUCUAUCUCCGCCUUCUCUCUCUGCAGGAAACUUUAUUUCCUACUUCUGCACACCAAGUUUCUACCUCUAGAUCUGAGGUUUUCAUUGCUGAGAAGCCUGAGAUAGCAGUGCUACCAAGAAAUCAUCCCUGAAACAAGGGAAAUGGAAGAAAGUGAUAUGUUACCUCAGAUCAUUCAUAGCAUACUAUCAACAUCUCAUUCUCUGUUUCCAAGAAGUAUCCAAGGACUUGAUGAAGAUGUCACCACACCUUAUGACUAUGACAAUGGUGAGCCAUGUCAUAAAUACAACGUGAAGCAGAUGGGUGCCAGGAUCCUGCCCCCACUCUACUCUCUGGUAUUCAUCUUUGGUUUUGUGGGGAACAUGUUGGUCAUUCUCAUUUUGAUAAGCUGCAAGAAGCUGAAGAGCAUGACUGACAUCUACCUGUUCAACCUGGCCGUCUCUGACCUGCUCUUCCUGCUCACUCUCCCAUUCUGGGCUCACUAUGCUGCAAAUGAGUGGGUCUUUGGGAAUAUAAUGUGUAAAUUACUCACAGGACUCUAUCUCAUUGGUUAUUUUGGUGGAAUCUUCUUCAUUAUCCUCCUGACAAUUGAUCGAUACUUGGCUAUUGUCCAUGCUGUGUUUGCUCUGAAAGCCAGGACAGUCACCUUUGGGGUGAUUACAAGUGGAGUCACUUGGGUGGUGGCUAUGCUAGCCUCUCUCCCAGGAAUCAUAUUUACUAAAUUCAAAGAAGAAGAUAGUAAUAAAACCUGUGGUCCUUAUUUUCCAUCAGUAUGGAAGAACUUCCAUGCAAUAAUGAGGAAUAUCUUGAGUCUGAUCCUGCCCCUACUUGUCAUGGUCAUCUGCUACUCAGGAAUCCUCCAUACCCUGUUUCGCUGUAGAAAUGAGAAGAAGAGGCACAGGGCUGUGAGGCUCAUCUUUGCCAUCAUGAUUGUCUACUUUAUCUUCUGGACUCCCUACAACAUUGUUGUCUUCCUGAACACCUUCCAGGAAUUCUUGGGACUGAGUACCUGUAUGAUUUCCAAUCACUUAGACCAGGCCAUGCAGGUGACAGAGACUCUUGGAAUGACACACUGCUGCAUCAACCCUGUCAUCUAUGCCUUUGUUGGGGAGAAGUUCCGAAGGUAUCUCUCCAUAUUCUUCAGAAAGCACAUUGCUAAACGUCUCUGCAAACAGUGCCCAGUUUUCUACAGAGAGACAGUGGAUCGAGUGAGCUCAACAUACACCCCUUCCACUGGGGAACAAGAAGUCUCAGUUGGGUUGUAAAGCAAAGGGGCAGUUUGCUUUAUUUUUUUUCUAUUUUUUUUUUCUAAUCAGGGUACAAGGAACAGUUUGUAUAUGGUAACAAGCUUCAAAGUUAGUGAAUCUCACACCUUUGGGUCUCAACCCCUUGGGGGCCUAGAAGGUCCUUUCAGAGGGGUUGCCUAAGACCAUCAGAAAAUGCAGAUAUUUACAUUACAAUUUAUAACAGUAACAAAAUUACAGUUAUGAAGUAGCAAAAAAAAUUUAUGGUUGGGGAUCACCACAACAUGAGGAACUGUAUUAAAGAGUCACAGCAUUAACAAGGUUGAGAGCCACUGCUCAAAGAUACAUUGAAGAAUAGGUGUCCAGGAACCUUAGGAUUAUGCCAAGACAGAACUACAUCACUUCUUGUACAUAUAAUACAUGCUCAGGAAACAUUCUAGAAUAAAUGUUGGUAGAAUCUUCAGCUUUUCAGUGAAGUCUUCUCUGCCUCUAGGAAGAGCCUUAUUUUCUUGUGGUAAUACUAUUUUGCCAGUCUUGACUCUGUUUCUCCCUGCUUCUAACAAGAUGAGCUUGGAAUGAACAGGAAGAAGGGUGUGAGGAUAAGAAAGAUGAGACAAGCAUUGUUGAUUCUGGAUGGAGAUGAAAGGGAGCAGGAGCCCUUUUCAUUUGGAAAGAAAUGUCCUGGUCUUUGGCUCCAUCUCCCACCUGUAUUUAAUGGUGAAGGCAUUAUCAGGUUGAGGAAAAUCUGGGAACUGUAACAGUUUGUUGGGAACUUUAUUUGAGUCCCCUGAUUCUUUUAUACAUAACUGCAUUGCACAUUUUUACUUUGUUAUUUUUACUAUGAAAACAUGGAAAAACUUUCCAAUAUCACACUCCAUUGCUUACGUGUUUCUCAAGCCACAACUCCUUAAAUAAUAUUUAUAAAAUUAUUGUUUAUAAAAUAUGCUUCAUCUCCCCAUGGUCUUUAUUUUCUAACUUCCAUACUUCAAACAUCAGUGGGCCAGAGAAAAGUGUAUUUGAAACAGCCAAGCAUGAGCUCCUGGACAGUCCCAGGAGAGAAAAAGCACUGAGUAUGUUUUGUGGUUAAAGAAAGGGAUGGAUACCGCAGGAACAGAAGCCCUUGUUUUGGAUUUAUACUCCUACCUUAGGAACAUAUCUUAAUUACCAGGCAGGAUAAGCCUAUAUAAAAAGAGAUUAUAGAUAGAGUGAGAAGAAAUGUCAUAGACUAUCUUCUAGUGCCUUAUUUUUGGAUACAAAUGUAAUUCAAAGAGUUUUUUAAAAAAUCAAAAAUAGAAAAAAAUAAAAUCAAGACUGGAAACGUUAACUUUUAAAUGCUACGAAAUACCUCUGUAAGAGUUCUUACCUUGCUAGCCUUGAAUGUAUUGCAUUAGUUGUAGAGAAAAUUCCGGCAUUGAGUAUAAGGGCUGACAUAACAACUCUGGAUUGGCAGGGCCUUGAGUCUGUGAUCUGUGGACUUACCCAGCUACGGUUAUAUAGAGUCUAAGCCGUCGGGAACCCAGCAUAUGCUACACAGAGGCUGUCAGCAGUGCACUUGUUCUCUCAGCCUUGUUUUCUCCAAACUUCUUUGUAUUAUUCUUCCUGGAUGUGCUAAUGAUGAUAGAUUGUCCUGCCGGUGAGUAGGAGCUCCCGAGUCAAGUCAGUUCUCAUCAAAGCUUUAACAAUUUAAUUUACAAAGGAGAAGAAUUAGAUGAACUCCUUCUCAUAUGAUAAAUAUCUCCCCUGAAUGAACCAAGAAUGCUUUUCCCUAUCCCAUAUUGUUUUUCUCAUCUGGCAGAGAAGCAAACAAAGAAACAGACAGCAUGGAAACUGGAAGUUUUGUGGUUUGGCUUUGUUAUCACAUGAUGAAAAAAAGUUUCUCAAAGAAGUGGGGGAUAAGAGUAUUACCUUCAGAUAUCCUAAUAGUUUCAUUUUUGUGAUGAUGAUAUGUAAAUAUAUUUUAAAUCCUAUGAUUUAAGAAAUAAAUAAAUGUUCUGUCUAUAUUGCUAGAAAUAUUAAAAAGAAA